Messenger RNA from Sorex araneus (European shrew), 7689 nucleotides. RefSeq names its product collagen type XXV alpha 1 chain (gene COL25A1). The record is from RefSeq and is a predicted model, not a curated record. Lineage: Eukaryota; Metazoa; Chordata; Mammalia; Eulipotyphla; Soricidae. The coding region runs from base 539 to 2506 and encodes 655 amino acids. The transcript is spliced from 37 exons.
GCUCGCACGCCCGGGGCUGCAGAGACGCGGCGGGCAGCGGCGACUCGGGGCUGGCCACUCGGCGCGGCUCCCCGGGUUAUUGCGCUCUCCUGUCCCCGUGGCCCUCGGCCGUCCCUUCUGCUCUCGCAGACCCCCCCACGACCCCUCUCUCUGUCUCUUUCUCUCUCUCCGCCUUUUUUUUUUUCUCCUUUUUUUGCCCGGGACUGGAUCCUGGUGGGAAACGGGCAGAAGAGCGCCCGGGUGGAAAUAAGGCAAAGUCCGCGGGGCGCAACAGGUCCGGCCAGGGCGGCGGGGGACGCGCGCGCGCGCUCCCCUGGAUUGCAGGGGGUCGCGGCCGCCCACCCGCGGGGCCGCCUUCGGGUCCGACCCUCCGAGAGCAGCGGCCGGAGCGUGUCCCCGGGUGCCCGUCCCCGCGCCCGCGCUGCCAGCCACGAGUUGGGUGCCGGCGGCCGGGCCGAACUCGGCGAGCCCCACGCCCGUGCUUCCGACGGCGGCCGUGGGAGGGGGGGAGCGGGCGCGAGGCGACCCCGACCCCGCGAUGCUGGGGAAGAAGCCCGCGGGGAAAGGGGCGGCCCGCGAGCCGGGCGCGCACACCCCGGGCCCCGCCGGCCCGCGCUGCGCCCGCGCGCUGCCCCCCUGCGCGGCCCUGGCCGCCCUCCUGGCCGCGGUGGCCGUGCUGUCCUGCUUGUACCUGGGGGUGAAGACCAACGACCUGCAGGCGAGGAUCGCCGUCCUCGAAGCGGCCAAAGGCGACCCUGCCUUCCGCGUGCCGCCCGCCGCCUACCUGGACGAGCUGAAGGCGAUGGUGCACGAGAAGGUGGAGCAGCUUCUGGCUCAGAAAUCCUAUGAACAUAUGGCUAAAGUCAGGAUCGCCAGAGAAGCGCCUUCCGCAUGCAACUGCCCGGCAGGACCUCCUGGGAAACGAGGCAAAAGGGGUCGGAGAGGAGAGUCUGGUCCUCCUGGUCAGCCCGGUCCCCAGGGCCCUCCCGGCAUGAAAGGUGACAAGGGAGAACAAGGUGAUCAGGGACCUCGGAUGGUGUUUCCUAAAAUCAAUCAUGGCUUUCUCUCUGCUGACCAGCAGCUCAUUAAACGCCGCCUGAUUAAGGGUGACCAAGGACAGGCCGGCCCCCCAGGACCCCCCGGCCCUCCAGGCCCCAGGGGCCCUCCCGGGGACACGGGGAAGGACGGCCCCCGAGGAAUGCCUGGUGUGCCCGGCGAGCCAGGAAAACCAGGAGAACAAGGCAUAAUGGGACCAGUGGGCCCUCCUGGACAAAAGGGUUCUGUUGGAGCACCUGGACUUCAAGGGCUGAAUGGGCAAAAGGGUGAUGCUGGGUUGCCCGGAGCAGAAGGACAGGGUGGAAUUCCUGGGCUAAAAGGAGAACCUGGAGAAAGAGGCGAAAAGGGAGAUGCUGGAGAGAGCGGCCCCAAAGGAGACCCGGGUGCAAAGGGCGAUCCUGGAUCCUCUGCUGCAGGAAUUAAGGGUGAACCCGGAGAAUCUGGUCGGCCAGGGCAAAAGGGUGAACCCGGGCUUCCUGGGCUUCCUGGACUUCCGGGGAUAAAGGGAGAACCCGGUUUCAUUGGUCCCCAAGGAGAACCAGGCUUACCAGGCUUGCCAGGAACAAAGGGUGAGCGUGGGGCGCUGGGGCCCCCAGGAAGAGGAGAGCGCGGAGAGCCUGGCGUCCCGGGACCCAAGGGAAAACAAGGUGAAUCAGGAACUAGAGGCCCAAAGGGGUCCAAGGGUGAACGAGGUGACAAAGGUGACUCAGGAGCGCUGGGACCAAGGGGUCCUCCCGGACAGAAGGGGGACCAAGGCGCCACGGAGAUCAUCGACUACAACGGCAACCUCCAGGAAGCCUUGCAGAGGAUUACCACCUUAACUGUCACGGGGCCCCCUGGACCACCCGGACCCCAAGGACUACAAGGACCAAAGGGAGAGCCCGGAUCUCCAGGAACCCCCGGAGCUGAUGGAGAGCAGGGACUCAAAGGAUCCAAAGGAGAUGUGGGGGACCCAGGCGUGCCCGGGGAGAAAGGCGGGAUCGGACUGCCCGGGUUACCGGGCGCCAACGGGAUGAAGGGAGAGAAAGGAGACUCGGGACUGCCUGGUCCUCAAGGCCCUUCUAUCAUCGGACCCCCAGGACCACCGGGCCCCCACGGCCCCCCGGGACCCAUGGGACCCCACGGACUUCCCGGGCCAAAGGGUACAGAUGGCCCUAUGGGACCCCAUGGCCCUGCAGGUCCCAAAGGAGAACGAGGUGAAAAGGGAGCAGCAGGCGAGCCGGGACCCAGAGGCCCCUACGGCCUGCCUGGGAAGGACGGAGAACCUGGUCUCGAUGGUUUCCCGGGUCCACGAGGCGAGAAGGGCGAUCUAGGAGAGAAGGGAGAGAAGGGCUUCCGUGGCGUUAAGGGGGAGAAGGGGGAGCCGGGCCAGCCUGGCCUGGACGGGCUGGACGCUCCUUGCCAAUUGGGGCCAGAUGGAUUACCCAUGCCUGGCUGUUGGCAAAAGUGAUGACGCUAACCGCCCCGAGCAUGAAGUUGUGUAUAUACAUGGUCUGCUUUUCAUAUUUAUAGUUGCAACUCAAACUGCAGAUUUGACAAGCCUGAUAUGUGUGUAUCUGUAGCUGCUUCCUCCCACGUGCCAUAGUACACGUGUCCGUAGUGCGUCUGUCCCCCCGAAGCUGGGCGGUCCGUAAGGCCAGAGCCUGCCAGUACCAGGGCUCAGUUCCUCCUUGUCUUACGGGCAGACGGGUACUAACACGGACAGACCCCGACGGAGAAUGACCGUUCCUGCCAUUUUCUUACUUUGGGCUUGUUACUUGCAUGGACAGAAAGUGCCAUGAAACCGUUUACAUGCGAUCGUGACCAAAUACGGACUCCAGCCUGCGACAGUGUCCGGAACUGACCCUACCUAGCGCUUCCCGCCCCGUGUCCCCUUGGCUCUGAGCAUGGACGUGUGUGCACACGGCACCCACUGAGACCCACUCUAGACGCAUGGCCGGGCCACCCGCCGGUGGCCGCUCAGCCGCAGUGCUCGCAUGCUGCCCCCGGCGUCCGUUGCUCACCUCUAAGCUUGGCUUUUCUUUCCUCUGUCGUCCCAAGGGCGUGACACCAUGGCUGAUUGCCAAAAAGAGGUAAGGCGGCUAGAGCGCAGACACACGCGCGCGUCUUGCAGUUUGAGGGAGCUGCGUCCUGACAGCUUCUGGUUUGGUGGGCUCCCGUGGCCCGUUGGUUGGAAGGGCCAAGUUGUGGGAGCUGUUGGCUGCACCCAGUUUGGAGACAAGGCAAGCGGAGCCUUCUGCGUCCUGCACGGGCUCACGUGUGACCACGUAGGAAGAGGCUCCCAGACCAGGCAUCCAGCGCGGACGACUCUUUCUCAUAGACUGAAUUCCAGCCGGCGUUGGGAUGGAUGCUCGAUGGCAGGAGCGCAGACCGCUUCUUUGGGGUAGGAGAUUCUUGCAGCGGCGGCCCCUGUUUCUGAGGACAGAUGCUGGGCCCCCCCAAAGGCCAGUUGCUGGAGAAAUAACACGCCUGAGAGGGAUCGACCGAGGGACUUCUCCUGAGGAGGGGGUGAGCUGGGUCUCCGUCUCAGCGGCCCCUCCUUCCCAGCUCAGACCCUUUCACACGUUUCCUAUGAACAUUUCGAUACGGAAAGAUGUUUUCCUUUCUUUGAAAAACUUGUUCUGUUCUUUUCUUUUCUUUCAAUUGUCCCAGGAAUGUUAAGAAAAGAUUUGUUUCUUUUUGUGUCACACUUUGAGGAAAUAUAUUUUUUUUUUAGAACUCAGAGUAACUUGGUACGCAGGUGUGAAGAUGACCUUGCAUUCACUUCUCUUUUGUCCUGAAUAAUUGAAGCGAUAUAAAAGGAGUCUUUGCUUUCACUGAAUGUCACUGUAAAGUAGCAAAGUGAAGCUAUUUUUUUUUCAGUGCUUUUCUUUUCUUUAUUUUUUUAUGUGAUAAUAGAAUGAAUAUAGUGAUUACCAGUAAAGAUAAAGCCGAGGAUUGGUCACAUUUGAUAGUAUGAAUUUAUUUCUGGUUCAGGGCUAAAGUUUAUUUGUAUUUUGACUUUUUCAUCUUCUUUUUUUUUCUUUUACAUUUCUAAAUGUUUGACUUGCCCUCUGAUCCGCAGAUGGAAACUGAGCCCUCAGAAAGCUGUGAAAUGGAAUUGCUAGAGAGUAUUUUUCAACUCUUGCUGAAAAGUUGCUAACAGUGUUUGAUCGGGCUUUUCUUGGCACAGUAGCAGGUGGGCAGUGCAUUUUGAAGUGGCUUUUUCUAAGUGGGAAGGUCACAUGCAGACAGACAUCUCUCAUGGACAGUAGUUCUCUUUAAAGGAAAACAAGCCCAUUUGCUAAUUCUAAUGAUAGAGAAGAUACUGAUUAUAAGAUAUAGAGCAUAAGAUCUUCGUGAUCUCUUUCAUAUCAUAGAACCAAAUGCUUAAUUAUACAAAUAGUCUUUUUUGUUUGUUUGUUUUCACUAAGCUUUCAAGAUUGAAAAGAUGUGCAAACUGUUCCAUCAGUGUAAUUGGUACUGUUUCUCGUAACAUUCCACACACCGAGGUCAAGUCAAAGCAUUUUUAAAACAACAAAGGGCAUUUUCUAACCCUCUCUUAUAUGACGCGGUUAGGAUAAGGUUUUGUUGUCAGAAAUAAUUCAUUGUAACUGGUAUGGACAAAGGAAAUAGUCUCUCCAGGGGGAAAAAAAAAAAGAGUAGUUGGUGUCUUGAGAAAAUUCCGGUGGUUAGCUUUCUUCCUAUCUUCUCCUCCAGUAAAAAGCAGUUACUAGAGAAAGAAUCAGGAGGUAUUAAGCAUCCCUAAAAAUGUGGAUGGCUUCAAAAGAGAAUAUUUCAACAUCAUAAAAGAUAACUUUUAGUAACCCCACAAAAAAAAACGUUUUGAGCAUCCAAUUUUUAGGAUGUAUAUCUAUGUGUAUAUGUCAAGUUUUAUGCUCUACAAUUAAUUGGACAUUGAGUUUUUAGUCCAUAAUUAAAGGACCCUAUAAACUUCGUUGACAUUUAUUUCCUUGGGGUUAAAAAAAAAAAAAAAGAUGAUCGUACUCCUGUUAUCAGUAGACUCUUUGGAAUUACUACAUCUCUACCACCAGGUUGAAUCCUUAACUUUAGGCUAUUCAAGCAUUGCGAGUCUAUUUUGUCUUCAAGAUAGAGAAGCCUCAGAUAAUUGCCAAAUGAACUCAUGGAUUAUGGUUGUCAAUAUGUGUUGGCAGAUCCCUAUUUUUCUUAAAUAUUUCUUUCUUUUCCUUUAUAUGACUGGAUAGAGGGCUGGGAGAAAAUACGUAAAAGGCACAUUGGAAAAGAGUCAAGGUCGGGUUUUAUUUGUGAGAAACGUCUUUUAGGGAUGCCAAACUGGUGUGUGCUUGAGCUUUGAAAUUCUUUCCCAAAGCAGAGAGAAGGCAAGGGGUGAGGCCGCUCCUCACAGGAUGCCGACCCCAGUUCAAUCCCCGCACUGCGCACAGUCCCCUGAGGUGUGACACAGCCCCUCUCCAAACUCUCUCCAUUCAUGUUGGUGCUCAUGUAUAUCUUCUCUUUUCCUUUAUGCAACCCUAGAUGAUUUCAUUUCUCUGUUUAAUAGCAUUCCUAAACUGUUUGCGUGUGAUUUUAUUUUUCAAUUUCAUGAAUUUGCUACAAUUACGGUUCAGUGGCCAGUCAUUUUUAAUGGAAGGCAAAACAAAACAGUGUUCUGUAGGUGAUGUGUGUUAACCUGGAUCUCGGACCCUCUUAUUUCAUGUGGAUUUCGUAUAACAUAUGCCCAAUGACCUCUCAUCUCUGACCUAAUUUAAGCAUGAGAAAACCAGUGUUAGACAAGUCUGCACAUGUGUAUGUCACAUAAAUAUGCCUACAUUUUCUUCCAGUUUCAUUUUUAUUAUGAAAAGCAGUCUUGGCAAACUUUUCUCUCUUAGUUGAGUUUAUAGAAAACAUGAGACUCUUGAAUUUCUACCAAAAAAGAGUCUGUUCUUGAAUUUACUUUCUGUGAUGAGGGUUUGAUUGGGACAGACAGAAUUUAAGCAUCCAGUGGACAAUUCUACUGUGAAUGUUCUAAUUAAUAUACACUAAAUUAGUGUGCACACUAAUUUGGAAAAUGGUCAAAUAGGAAAUAUGUCCCAAUAUCUUGUUUUUUUAUCACUUAGAGACAAUGCUUAAUUUUCCAAGUUAUUUUUAAUGUUACAAUUUAGCAUAAGAAGUUAACACUACUCUAUAUCUUUCUUUGCCAUUAAAUAUUUUCUUAAUCAGAAAUAAUUUACGUUUGUCUGAUGAGUGGUGUUUCAAUAUCUUCUAACAAAUAAUCAUAGGAUACAUGAUGCUGAUACUUGACAAAAAUAGUGAUAUUGAAACAGUGCUUUUAUCUAUUUCUUUAUAUUCAAAUUGUACUAAUAUUUAACAUUAUCAAAAGUAAAGAUUUUUGUUUUUACCAAAAUAAAAACAGAACCACUGCUACCUUUAGAAAGAUAUAUCCAUAGCAACCUAACAUUAUGUUCUCAAAAAUAACAAUUUAGGACAAUCAUAUGUGAUUCAGGGUAUUAUAAUCAUUCACUCCAGCAAAAUUAAUAUUAUGACCAAUUAUGAAUUUGACGAAGUAUUUAUAAUAAAAGAACCUCCAAUUCCUACUUUUUCCCACUUUUAUUAAUUUAUCUUCAUAUUGGCUAGAUUUAUUAUAUGACUGGAAAAAAUACAUUUUCAACUUAAAUUUUUUUAUGGAUUUGGUUUUGCUAAUCCAAUGCUGACACAUGUCAAUGAACUUCUAAAGUUUAAAAAUAUGUGUUUAAAUGCUUAAGAUUCUACGUGCUGCCUUAUGAUAGAUGUCCUUCAGAAAACAGACUUCUCAAAACUUAUCUGUGUGUUUGAUUUACUGAUACUGUUAAUGAACAAAAAUGCCAACAUUUCUCAAAAAUAUAUGAAUACUCUCCCAUAUCUCAGAAAUAUUGAUAGAUUGGAUUCACAAAAGAAUGUCUUACAUAUUGUUGACAUUUAUGUGAAUAUUCUUUAUACUGUUGUAAAUGUUUCAUGCAACCUAAUAACAUUUUUAAAAGAUGUAUGUAUCUGAUUUUCCUUUAGAAAAUAUUAUAUUUUUAUUUGUAUUUUUUACAUUUUAAAGUUCACCUCUGUGUGCAGCUAUUUUUAUAUUGCCAGGAAUCACAUAAAUACAAAGUAAGAAGAAAAUGAAAAAAAAAUAUUUUGGCGAGCAUUACACUGCAUAUUUUUUCUUAAUGUUUGGUGGGUCCGUCUCAUGAACUUGAUUAUUCUACGAAUAUGCUGUGUUUUAUCACUGUAAAUAUGGCACAAACCUGUUUUAUCAGUCGUGUAAAUAAUUGAAAGAUUUAAUGAUCCCUGUUAUGUUUCUUAUUUCAAUUUCAAUUUAAUUUCUUGAGCUGCCAUUGCUGAAUUAAAAGCUGUGUGUGGGUUUUGAUUUGCAGUUUAGAGUUAACUGCUUUGUAUUUGGUUUCUAAUGUGUUUUCCAUUUGCUUUUUUAACUUGUUUCCAGAGUUCCUAGUUUGUGAGAAGUUGAUCUUCGGAAUUAUUUUUACACUAUUUAUGACUUAUUUUCAUAAUGUAAAAAGUGUGUAAUUAUGACAGUAUUCAUCAAACAAUGGUAAUGUAUUGUUAUAAAGUUUUCUUGAUGUCCAUGAGCACUUGGCCUGUCUUCCCUGAUUUACACAAUCCAUAAAAAUUUUUUUUCCUUCUCUGCAA